Messenger RNA from Oppia nitens, 960 nucleotides. RefSeq lists its product as uncharacterized. Bases 165 to 647 code for a protein of 160 amino acids. NCBI's taxonomy places the organism in Eukaryota, Metazoa, Arthropoda, Arachnida, Sarcoptiformes, Oppiidae. The record is from RefSeq and is a predicted model, not a curated record. The transcript has 2 exons.
AUAGGACAACAAUUUCAAAGAUCGACAUCAGUGUGUGUUUUGACCAGUAGUUAAGCGAUUAGACAAAAAAAAACAUAUAUUUUAUUAUUUAUAUUUUAAUUAUUAUUUUAAUUAUUUUUUUUAUAUAUUAUUUGUGUGUUUUAAUCGCUAAAACAACAACAACAAUGUCUUUCUUGGCAACAAAAAUGGUUAAAUUUGUGAUACUGUUGGCAGCARUGAUGGCACUGUCACUGAUGGCCGUCACCGAGUCGUCACCGACUGGCCCUUCCUCGACAACAAUCACUUCCUCCUCCUCCUCCACCACAAAGUCGGUGUCGGCAACGAUCGGCCGGACAGAGGUCACACUGAAACAGGCCAUCAGAAUAAUUGAAAAACGGCGACUCAAGGAAUGUGUGGCCCGUACUAUAUGCCAACUGAGCUGCGAUGCCAAUGCACUGGGCGAUAAAGGACAGGCCGUCUAUCAUACAUUGCAACAGUUCGAGUCGGACACAUUGCCCCAACUGGCCUACUAUAAGACGGCUCGCGAUAAUGGACAGACAUUAGACAAAUCCGAGUGUAACGAGUGCUCCGACACACUGUACCCAAACUGUAAGACAUCUACCGACACACUGUUACGACUGGCCAAUGCUCUGACAAUUAAGGCUUAAAAAUUUAGAGUAGUAGUAUGUAAUCGACAUGUAUAUGUACGGCUCAUACCUACCUAACAAACAUACCUAUCAAUCUCCAGUCAUUUUCAAAUCAGUUUUUCUUUGAAUUGUUAAACAUUUUUUUAAAUAGUUUUUUCCCCCAUAAAUCUACUUUCAAUUAUAUCAAUUAAGGCUCUAUUUUAUAUCCAAUUUAUUAUUUUAUUUUUUUUAAAAAUAAUGACAUAAAUAUUCAUACAAUAUGUACUAUAUGUAUAACCAACAAAAAAAACAUGUAUAUAACUAUUUAAAAAUCUAUUAAUAAAAUCAAACGUUC